Molecule: messenger RNA, 2735 nt
Organism: Trematomus bernacchii (emerald rockcod)
Lineage: Eukaryota; Metazoa; Chordata; Actinopteri; Perciformes; Nototheniidae
Gene: amn
Product: amnion associated transmembrane protein
Exons: 1
Coding region: 1247-2683 (478 amino acids)
Biological process (GO): intracellular protein localization; receptor-mediated endocytosis
Cellular component (GO): endocytic vesicle; apical plasma membrane
Source: RefSeq, a predicted model, not a curated record
CCAAAAUCGGACCGUUUUUUUAAUGAGGUUUUCUCGUUAUCCGUCUUUUGAUUCAUACAACAAAAACGGAAAAACGUUUAUUACUUUAUUGUUAUUUUAUGUAAACAAGAAAAACAUGUCUUUCUUAUGUGUGCAAGUAAGGGAUUGUGUCGCAAGUGCAGACUUGCCUCAGGUGACGUUCAUGUUCAAUGAGGGUGCGUUCAAUGUUUAUUUUUUUUCAUGGAUGAUCCUGGUACCUCUAUGAGAAAGCAGGAUGAAUGCUUUUUUUGCAGAUUGAACCUAUUUUUUGCUGAAUCAGAUAUGGACAAAUCCAAUACAGUUUAAAUCACAAAAAAGCUGUUUUCUGUCUUAUUAUACUAUGCUGAUGCAAAAGCAAUAGUACAAAUCUACACAUUUUUAUCAUCAUUAUAAACCAAUAUCAUUAAUAAACUUCCAUGUCAUGAUAGGCUAUUUCAAUGGACUACACGCAAGUCAAAGAACAUUUCACUUAGCACUUUUAUUAUGACUGCCAUUUAGUCGCUUUUUGACUUUAAGAUGCAAUUUUUUCAUGUAUUAUGUAUUUAUGUUGUGCUGUGUAUGGUGAGUGCUGUUUUACUAGUGCCAAAGACAAAGGAUCAUCUCAUGUUGUAGAAAUCUGAAUCUGAAGGGCGUGGCUCAGGCUAAAAUAUAGGCCUCCUCCAGGAAAAUAAUGAUGUUUGGGACGAUCUUGAAAGAAAUCCUAAAGAAAUGUAAUGUUGUAAAACGUAUUUUUUCUUUCAGCUUUAUGUCUGUAAUUUAGUUGGAUAAGAGUGAAAUAUUUAUCCUUUGUUUGUUUCAUUUAUGGGCCUCAGCAUGUCUGCACUCAUCCUAAAUACAAGUGGGAGAUUUCGACAUUUAGUUUGAAAGCAAAUAUGUAUGGAACAGUUCUCAAUGAAAACCUCAACAAAGUCAAUUUGGGGGUAAAAUGGGCGGAGAGGACAGUUCAGAAGUUGUUUAUGGAAAUGUUUUUAAAAAAAUCAAAGUAUUUGUUUAUAAUUCAUUCAUUUGUGUGAUAUUGUGAUAAAAGACACACUAAGCAAAGGAUAAAGGAUGAAUCAGGGCUGUUGCUGCAGUAAAAGUAAAUAGUUUACAGGUCAGCUGCUUCAACAGGUUGAUGUAGUUCAGAGCUCACCAACCUCACUGUUUAUUGGUGUGCACUCAUGUGUCAGUCACAAGGUUAGAAACAAAGUUCACCUAAUGUUCUCUCAGCCCGUCACAAACAUUCAGGAUGCUGAAAACAACAGACAUGCUUCUUCUCCUCUUCUGUCUUGUCGGGACAUCGGAUUCCCUGUACAAACAGUGGAUUCCUGACACCAACUAUGAGAACAAGACCAACUGGGACAAAGAAUCUGUUCCAUGUGGCAACGACAUAGUUCAGUUUCCAGUCCAGAGAAAAGUGUCCGUGUUUGUGGAGACCACACAUGCUGUGCAGGAGAUGAGGCUGCCAGUGGAUGGAGAGUUCAUCCUGAAUUCAGGAGCUGGAUUUUAUGUUGUGAGUGGACAGGAUCCGGGCUGCGGAGCGGGUGUUAUGACAAAGUUCAAAGAUUCUGAGUCUCUUCAAUGGUUAAACCCAGCUCUGUGGCAGGAGUCUGCAACCCUGGAUGACCUGCAGCGUGGAAACUUCUUGUUCUCAGUCCACGAGGAGAGUGUCCCUUGCCAGUACGACGAUGUGGUUUUUAAAGCCAGCUCUUCAUUCAGGGUGGACACCAGCACCAGUCAGUCUUCUGUUCCUGUCAAAUCUGUGUCUGUGCUGGGGAAGAAGUAUGAAAGCACCUCUGAGUUCACCCAAUAUCUCAGCUCACGUUCAGGCCGGCUGCAGUUUCACGGGUCCUCUGCUGUCACUGUUGGGAACCAAGAGUGUGGAGAUCCUUCUGGCUGCUCCUGUGGGAAUUCUGUAAACCAUAAGCGUAUCUGUAGCACUGUUCAAUGUGCCUCUCUGGGCUGUAAGAAGCCUCUCCUCCCUGUCGGACACUGCUGUGAAGUUUGUGGUGCCAUUGUCACAAUCCAUUCUGCCACUGGUUUCAACCUGCAAACUUACAGGCAACGAAUCCAUCACCUAUUUCUAGUUUUGCCAAAAUACAAAUCCAUUCAGCUGGGCAUGUCUAAAAUCUUCAAGUCACAGCAGUUGAUGGGGAUCGUCCCUUUUGGUACCUCACCUGAGAUCCAGGUGGUUAUUGUGGAUGAAGAGAAGGGAACACAGUCAGAGGGUCUGGCCAGGGACAUAUUGAAGGAUGCACGCUCUCAUGGCUCAAGCCUGGGUAUCACUGAGGCUGAAUUUCAAGCCUCCUCCGGGAACAGCAGCGAUCAGACUGGAGGCAAUGCUGGGAUGGUGGUUGGAACUGUGUUUGGAGUUUUGAUUGGGAUUUCAAUCAUAAUCACUUUGGUCUUUCUGAUUCGUAGAGGGGUUAUCCAAAUGCCAUCAUCGCUGCCAUCGCUGCCAUCCCUGCCAUCUCUGAGCAGCUUUAGGAGAAGCAGAGAUGAGGAAGACCUCAAUGGGCCUAUUGAUCACGGUUAUGAUAAUCCAAUUUUUGACAAGUCAAACUUGAUGCCUGACGUUCCUGGACUGUAUGCGACUGAAACAAAGAAUUCAAUCUCCAUGACUCAGUCAGGUGUGCACUUUGUAAAUCCGGUUUAUGAUGAUAAUGAAACAGAUUUUAAUGCCUGAAGGUGAACAAGUCAACUUUUAAGAUGUCAAUGAUUUAAAAAAACGACUUAAU